This is a messenger RNA of Prorocentrum cordatum, 2155 nucleotides long. Lineage: Eukaryota; Dinophyceae; Prorocentrales; Prorocentraceae. The record is from the annotation of a GenBank genome assembly.
CGCCAUGAAUCUAAGCCCUGUUGGGGGCCCCCCGGUUUGUACUCCACGUCAGAAGAAGCCGACUUGAAACAAAUUGCGCGCGCUGUCACGCCAGAUGGCGGAACACGUGCAGGAGGAACGAGGAAUGACGGAGGACGGAGAACGCAAGAGGCCUAAAGAUCACGAGAAGAGGGCGAGGAUCGGGCAAAUCCUCGGCAGCAUGACGUGAAGUACCACGCUGGGCGUGCACUCUAGGAAAGCAACCACAAGCCAACUAACAGCCAGAAUAUAGGCUCGCGGCGUCUGUCUCAAAACAGCCUCGAAGCUCAGUCAAUGUCGCUGAGCGCGCAGAGCACCAGGCAACAAAAUUGUGCAAGCACCUCGGUUGCAUUCACAUGCCAAGUGAAAUCAUGAUCCACUGGCAUCGUGAGAAGAUCACGCCAUGACAAGCAUUGCGAAGGAGGGACACGGGGGCAAUAGAAAACGGACGAAAAGGGGGAAGGAGGAGGGAGGACAAGGAGGGAAGGAGGUGCAAGUAAAGGAGGUGAGGCGAGGCUAACUCUCGCUCAAGUGCUUAACGCGCUGGUGUUUCGCCAGGUCCGCGCCACUCAGAACACCAUCGCAACAAUAAUGGUCCCGCGCCGCCACAAGAAGCACGCAUCGAGACCGAUGAUGAAGUUCCAAUAUGUGUGACCAAGCCUGUACCCGAUCUGGACCAACAUCUUGGAAAAUAACAACGGGAACACUGCCUUGCCAUAAACACGGAAGUCGCAGGCGUAGUUACGGCGAUCCUACCAGCAGUGGGUCUCGUAAUGUGCUACGCCAGCGCCAAUUUCGGCCCCAAUCGUUGCGAGGUCAGACGAGAAGGUACCAAAGUCCAGGCCAACGUAAGCUUCUAUUCCCAUUCUACAGUUGAUCGUGAAUGGGAAUUCGUUUCCACAACUAUUUCCCAGGCCAUCGGCGAUGCCGCCAGAGAUGCAGACGCCGCCGUCGAGUGGUUUCGGCACCGCGAAAGCCCACGCUUUGGCGCACCCGCCCCCUGCAACCGCGAGGGUGCCCGCCGAAAGCACCCAGAGCUGGAUCUGCACAGCGAUGGCAAACUUGCACGGCGGGUUACUGUCGAUGGGGUCGCAGGUGGUGCCCGACCUAGGCCAUCAUACAGAGAACACGCAGCCUGGCCCGACGUUUAGGGCUAGACAUUUCAAGUCCAGUCAGAGGCGCCUGCUUACAGCUGGGCUGUCGACCCCGGGCAUGUGUAGCAGCCCUUCCCCCUUCUCGAUCUCGUCGCCAGGGACUGGCCACGUGGAGCUGAACAGGAUCAUGCCUGUCCUUGGCGGACUCUCUAAGUUCAGGAUGCGAGCCAGCUAAACACGCGCGCCAUCAUCGAGAUCCACGAGGUCAAGCUAAUUAACUUGAACCAUCCGAAAACUUGGACACCACGGGCAUGGGUGGCCCAAGAUCUGUUUCCUGCUUGAGAGCGCCGUUUGGAAUCGUCGCUACCUUCAUCACAUCCUCCUGCUCCUCGAAGUCGCAGUCCUCGUCAAACUAGUCGCCUACUGAAAAACGCCGGGCGGCACUGGUCACGAUCUCCUCGCACUCCUGGAGAAUGAUUGCGGCGGGGCUCGUGCCGCACUCACGAACACUGGGUACAGCCGUCUCGAAAAUGCAAGCCGAAAGCAAAUUCAAGUCUGACGUUGCACAGAUGUCCUCUGUUGCUACGGCAGCUUAAGAGAUCGCCUUCACCACAUCUGGACAGAAACUCUCGCACACGUCCGCCAUCGCCAAUGGGUAUGCGGAUUUCCGAACGUACUCUGCGAAAUCCGAAAGGGGGCCUCCAGCUUGCUCGACCGCAGCCAACAAGUCCUAACCGGCGUUGUUCGCACUGCUGUUUUCGCCUCAUUCUGCCUCGUUUUCGUCGAUCAUCGCGACGUAGAACUGGAGGGCCCCCUGAUCGAGAGCAUCGGGCUCGACAUCGCAGGCAGCACGAAUCCGUUUCUGUAGAUAACAAGCUCGCCUUGAUCUUGCUCCGUUUCCAGGCACGUCAUGACAUCAUCCCAAAGAGAGCCCUUGCCCAUGCUUCCAACGAAGGCCUCUGCAGCGCUGUCAUCUGCAUCCGUUCACGAUCACUCUCGAGAAGGGGAAGGGCAAUUGACGCCCCUGGUCUCGAACAAGAAAG